AUGAGUAUUGAAGAAGGUAGAGAGGAGGUGAGAGAACACGUAGUGAUUGGACAGUAUCUACUGGAGAGUCUCAACAAAAAGAAAAAAGGAGAGGAUGGGAAUUAUAACUGGAUUGUGUCACAACUGAAGAAUAAAAAUAUGACCUCUGCAGUUAUGCUGAAGUGGCUGAUCAUUUUCAAGAAAUACGUGACAAUCGUUGACGAUGAAUUAAUAAUUAAAUCGAUUCUGAGUUUCUCCUGGUAUUCCAGUCCUGAUUCAGUUCUUAUUGAUACAUAUAUUAAUUACUUGCUUGAUUUGACCUCGUUUCAUGUCAGUUUCAUUAAUAAUGUAUUAACAUCAUUAAUUAAAGCAGCUUUAUUACCUGAUCAUGAAAGUGAAUCAGUAUACAUUAAUAUUCAUAGAGCAAUUGAACUUCAAUUGACUACAACUCCAAAAGUUUCCGAUAAUUUAUUAAAAUCAAUAGAACUGCUCAGUCCGUACAAAAUGAAGUCAUCCAGUUUUCAAGAAGUGUUUGUCAGAUGUUGUUUACACAUUUCAAGAUAUUAUUCAAAUAUUUUUAAUGAAUUACUUCACCUCGUUAUAUUAAAGAUGCUCCAGAUAGACGUUGAAGUAUCAGUACUGGAACAUGAAGAAGAAACUUUACAAUUCAACACAGACGAUGUUGCUAUGGCGGAGGAGGAAAAAGGUUGUUUAUCUCCUCGUUUCUGUUUCCAUGACAACAUGGAGGACAAGAUGGCUGACAGUAUUGAUGUGACAAUGAAUGUCCUCUUUGAGUUCAUUAAUGAACUGAGUUAUGAAGGAGAUCAACUGUCACUUGAUUCUGCUUGCAGUUUAUUUCAGUCCUUUAUUAAAGUAUUUUUUAAUCAAAUCUGUUUAACUCACAAGUCAUCUUAUGUUCAAUUUUUAAUAUUUAAAAUGACAAGUUUUGACAAAUUUCAGAAUGUCCAUUCACCAGGUUAG
Molecule: messenger RNA, 960 nt
Organism: Amphimedon queenslandica
Lineage: Eukaryota; Metazoa; Porifera; Demospongiae; Haplosclerida; Niphatidae
Exons: 12
Coding region: 1-960 (319 amino acids)
Biological process (GO): transcription initiation at RNA polymerase I promoter
Cellular component (GO): nucleus
Molecular function (GO): RNA polymerase I general transcription initiation factor activity; RNA polymerase I core binding
Source: RefSeq, a predicted model, not a curated record